Molecule: messenger RNA, 1375 nt
Organism: Solanum pennellii
Lineage: Eukaryota; Viridiplantae; Streptophyta; Magnoliopsida; Solanales; Solanaceae
Product: F-box protein At1g70590-like
Exons: 4
Coding region: 62-1039 (325 amino acids)
Molecular function (GO): protein binding
Source: RefSeq, a predicted model, not a curated record
CACCUUUGAAAAAUCUCACGUGCUCUGAUUUUUCUCUCUUCCUUGCUUUCCUUCCACCGGCAUGAAUCAGAAAACAUGGCCGGCGACCAAGUCCAGUUCCGACGGCCUUCGUCGUUUCACCGCUUUCCCUUUCAUCAGAAAACAGACCCAUCUUCAAAAUCGUCCAUCGGAAAACCCCUUUUCCGAUCACUCCAAAAAGAUCAAUACAACAACUCCUCCAUCAUCAUCAAAUUCUUGUUGCAGUAGUAGUAGUAGUAAUCAGUACUGCUACAAUCAAGACUUUUCUCAGCUUCCCUACGAUAUUAUCUUGAAAAUUGCUGCUAGGUUUUCGCUGUCGAAUGUACGGGCAUCUUCUCUAGUAUGCAAGUCUUGGUGCGAGGCACUUCGACCUUUAAGAGAAUCUAUGGUUUUUCUCAGAUGGGGUAAGAGAUUUAAGCAUGGAAGAGGUGGGGUUAAGCGUAAUUUGAGUAAAGCCCUUGAUUCUUUCCUUAAAGGAGCUGCUCGUGGGUCUACACUAGCUAUGGUGGAUGCUGGGUUACUUUAUUGGGAGAUGGGGAAAAGAGAAGAAGGGAUUAGUUUGUAUAGAAAAGCUGCUGAACUUGGUGACCCUGCUGGUCAGUGCAAUUUGGGGAUUUCUCUCUUGCAAGUGAAUCCUCUGGACCCCGAGGAAGCUGUUAAAUGGCUUUAUAAAGCUUCCGUUUCUGGUCAUGUUCGUGCUCAAUACCAGCUUGCACUUACUUUACAUAAAGGUCAUGGUCCGAAGAGAAAUCUCCAGGAAACGGCAAAGUGGUACUUGAGGGCAGCAGAAGGUGGAUAUGUCCGCGCUAUGUAUAACACAGCAUUAUGCUACUCGGUUGGAGAAGGUUUAAUGCAAUCUCAUGAAUUAGCAAAAAAAUGGAUGAAGAGAGCAGCUGAUCGAGGUCAUAGCAAAGCCCAGCUUGAGCAUGGGUUGAGUCUAUACUCUGAGAAGAGACUCCAUUUCCAACAACUUCCCGGGUUAUCAAAUCUCUCCUAUAUGUUUGUGACCUUCAUUUUCUAGGAAGUCAGCGGAGUUGUUUGCCUCUCUCCAAAUAUGAAUAAUCGAAGCCUUGCUAGUGUCUAGCUAAAGUUUGCGGUCUUCAGUAAGAACCCAACGAUGAUACCUGGAUCGCGAGUAGACAAUCUGUUUCCACUUCAUAACUCUGUAGUUAGGCUUGAAGUCGAUUUCAUAACCACUCGCGAUCACAUUGAACAGGAUGGGGAUAGGAUGCAAGCUGUGGUAUAUCUGGAACUUGCUGCUCGCGCUGGUGAAGCUGCAGCUCAUCCCGUGAAAAAUGUUAUACUUCAACAGAUGUCCACUUUUUCUCGAGAUCACGCUAUGCUUCUUGUCAAUAGC